Paramacrobiotus metropolitanus is the source of this 930-nucleotide messenger RNA. Its product is annotated as melatonin receptor type 1A-like. The record is from RefSeq and is a predicted model, not a curated record. Lineage: Eukaryota; Metazoa; Tardigrada; Eutardigrada; Parachela; Macrobiotidae. The coding region runs from base 1 to 930 and encodes 309 amino acids. The transcript is spliced from 2 exons. Gene Ontology annotation, molecular function: G protein-coupled receptor activity. Gene Ontology annotation, biological process: G protein-coupled receptor signaling pathway. Gene Ontology annotation, cellular component: membrane.
AUGUCUUGGAAUUAUUAUGUGUCAAAUACCGAUAAUCUAAACAUCACCAACACAACCAACGCUUCUUCUGUCACCAUCCCGGGAAAAUGGUUGAAACCGUGGGCCGCGGUAUAUUUAUCCUUCUGUUUUGAGGGCGCUCUUGGCAACCUGCUCAUUGUCUGUGUGAUUCUUUUCAACCGGAAAUUGCGCAGCGGUUGCGGUCUGCUGAUCGCCAACUGUUUAAUAGCGUACACCAUACUUUGCGGUUUCAGUUUCCCCAUCGUCGGCACCAGUGUCUACCGCAAACAAGCCUUCAACUGGCAACUGGAUCCCAAAUACUGCAAAGGUUUCCAGUGGAUCCAGAUGGGCUGCCGGUUCGCAGCGUACUGGCUGGAUUUGUACAUUGCUGUUAACCGUGUUGUUGCGCUAUGCUUUCCGCACAGGUAUCGAGCGUUCUCGCGGACCCGCACCGAAAUGACCGUGGUAGCGAUAUUAUGGAUAACCGCACUGAUGUACUCGGGCCUAGGGUGGUUCGAUCUAGGCAUGCACUUCGCUUGGAUACCCAUUGGAACGUGUGCCGGUCUGCCUUAUGGCUAUCUGGGAACGUUUGUGUACAUGACUGGAUUUUACAUUCCCGGCGUAGUCACGGCAGGAAUGUAUGUAUUUAUCUAUGGAAAAAUUCUCAGCCGAAAACACCAGAUUGACCCGGAGCGCAGCAGCACCGAGGAUAAUAAACAAAAACAAACCAGACAAAAGCGGAUAAUCACGACCAAUAUGAUGUGCGUGUCGUUCGUGUGCACGUCAGCGUGCUCCAUGAUCCUGCCGGUUAUGAUCUCUUUCAUCAAGGUCACGGAGAAUGACGUACAUUAUCCGAUUGUGGUGAUCUGGUUGGCGGUGGCGCAGCUUCUUGGUUAUGCAACGAAUCCGGUAAAAAGCAAUUAUUCACUGUGA